UUUGUUUUUCCACACCAUUGCAUCACGAAAGGUACCAUGUGAUGGUGGUUUCAACUGUUUUUUGUUUAUAGAUUACACCCUGGUGUAUCCUGACUGACCACUGUUAUCAAACAAUACACAGAGGACCCGAAACAAAUUUACAAGUUAUCAUGACAAAGCCAGAAGGAUUUGAAUUUUGGAGGACUAAGUUGAAAUCAGCUCGUCUGGUUGUGGCGCCAAUGGUUGACCAAAGUGAACUAGCUUGGCGAAUGCUGAGUCGGAGAUACGGAGCUGAGCUGUGUUAUACCCCCAUGUUUCACGCCACGUUGUUUGCACGAGACCCGACCUAUAGGAGGGACUGUUUGCAGACCUGUGAGAGUGACAGGCCACUUAUUGUGCAGUUUUGCGCCAAUGAUCCAGACACAUUUGUAAAGGCAGCUAAGCUGGCUGAAUCUCAGUGUGAUGCGAUCGACCUCAACCUCGGCUGUCCCCAGAGUAUAGCUCGCCGUGGCCACUAUGGUGCCUUCAUCCAAGAUGAAUGGGAACUACUGGAGAAAAUGGUGAAACUGUGUCAUGCUGAGUUGAAGGUUCCCAUCACCUGCAAGAUCCGAGUGUUUGAGAGUCUGGAGAAGACUGUACGAUAUGCCCAGAUGUUGGAGAAGGCUGGAUGCCAGCUGCUGACAGUACAUGGCCGCACCAAGGAACAGAAGGGUCCCCAGACUGGUGUAGCUAAUUGGGACUACAUUAAAGCUGUCCGGGAAAGAGUACAGAUCCCGGUGUAUGCUAACGGGAACAUCCAGUUCUUCCCUGAUGUGGAGCAGUGCAUCAAGGAGACGGGGGUUCAGGGCGUCAUGUCUGCAGAGGGGAACUUGCACAACCCCGCCCUGUUCAGCGGUCAGCAGCCCCCGGUGUGGGAGAUGGUGGGGGAGUACCUGGACCUGGUUGACCAGUACCCCUGCCCGAUAUCCUACGUCCGUGGCCACGUCUUCAAGAUCCUGCACCAUUCGCUUCAGGUACACCAGGAUGUCAGGGAGGAGGUGGCUACUGCAAAGACUGUGGAGGACUUCAGACUGGCCAACAAGCACAUCGAGGAGAGAUGCCAGGAGGACAUGGCAAAGUUUGCCAUCUCCCCCGAGGAGAUUCUGACCAGAACGAUACUGCCUCUCCCAUACUGGAUCUGCCAGCCUUACAUCAGACCAGGUCUCAACCCAAAUGCCAAUGGAGACAAGCGUGCCGAGCGAGACCGCCUCAACUUGAAGCGGAACAAUGAGUUGAAUGCCCUGGCCAUGGAAGGAUUAUCCAGAAACAAACUAAAGAAAAUGCUGCGACAUCCCAAGAAGAACUUUGAUCCUUCACACAAGCUGACGUACGAUACAUGUGCCACAUGCUGCAAUCCCAAGGGACAGAAAUGUGAAUUCAGUUUGUGCAAGGGAUGCUGCAAGAAGAAGUCGCUGCAGGAGAUUUUGGACUGUGCUGGUCACAACCUCUCUUUCAAGACGAAGGCCGAGAGGAAACGACUCGAGAGUGAACAGCAAUCUGCUGCCUGUGAAGCAUUUGCUGCAGCUGGCGCCAGUAACGGCGCCGAGUGUCAACAGUCAACAUCAGUCAACAGAACGAGUGCUGACCCAUCAACUGAAGACUUGUGCAGCACAGACACUGUACCAUGUGAAACUGAUAAACAUUCAGCUGAAGGAUCCGAUGUAGUUUUGUAGCACACAUACAUGGAAUAUAUACACAUCCCAUCUCAUCACUUGACAUGAUGCUCUGCCAGAUACGAUGCAUCACAAUAUCUAUGCUGCCAUGGAGAUCAUAUAUUUACUUACAAGAUACAUCCUGUGAUUUAAAUACAAAUGAGGUCAUGAAGUCUUUAAAUACUCUGGCUGGUGAAGGUGGUUAUAGUCUCUAUCAGUGAAUGAGUAUGGUUUUACGCCGCUUUUAGCAAUAUUCCAGCAAUAUCACGGCGGGGGACACCAGAAAUAGGCAUCACACAUAUAGUGAGUAUGGUUUUAUGCUGCUUUUAGCAAUAUUCCAGUAACAUCACAGCGGGGGACACCAGAAAUGGGCUUCACACAUGUGAGGAAUCGAACCCAGGCCUUUGACAUGAUGAGCGAACGCUUUAACCACUAGGCUACCCCACCGCCCUAAAGUCGCUAUCGAACAGGCUAGAAGUUGAUUUGGUACUGGGGGAAAUUCUGUGGCUGAAUUUUUUAAAUGCCUGCAAAUACUGCUGUAAUAAGCAAUUCUUUUUUUAAGUGUAUAAAAAUUAUAAAGAAAAUAUUUUGGACCAAUUUGUACGAUGAUUUUCCUGUUUAAGUUAAUAUAGUUUUGUUUUAAGAUGGAGGGCCAUGUUUCACAAAGUGUCAAAGAUCUUAAUUUAAGGCAUUGGUCGGAUGAUGAUUCUUCCUCAGUCAGCAAUGUAUUCAUGAUGUGGGUGUCACCAAAGUGAAGAAUCAGCAUCACCAAGGGAUUUCCAGUUUCCAUACCCAAUAAGUGACAUCCCCUGAUAAAACAGAAAUACUGUUCACACUCACAGAUCGAACACGUGUCAGUUGGACAGUGUAGGACGUUCAUGUACAGAUGGUUUUACCAGCUGCGUAGAAUGUUGAAUAUAUUCGGGGAUGAGAAUGGAUAUUUUCUUUUUCAGCUGAAACAUCCUUGCAGUGGAGCGUGGUCCAUAAAUCGGGGCUGUUAAUGGGGGGAAGCCAUCAGAUUUUACAAAUUUGUGGUCACUGAAAUACGUGGAUCCGCGGAAGAUUCUCACUCCUGUAUGUUACAUGACCUUUUCAAUGACCCCUAUGGGGAUUCUAGGUUAGCAUUGGUCAACCUAUCCUGGUCGUAAGAGGUGACCUCAAGAUUGGGUGGUCAGGCUCAGUAACUUGGUUGAUGGCGUCUCAUCAUACCCUGAUGGCGUGAAUAGUUGUUCGCAUUAUCAAUCACUGGAUUGCUUGGUCCAGA
Molecule: messenger RNA, 2934 nt
Organism: Haliotis rufescens (red abalone)
Lineage: Eukaryota; Metazoa; Mollusca; Gastropoda; Lepetellida; Haliotidae
Product: tRNA-dihydrouridine(16/17) synthase [NAD(P)(+)]-like
Exons: 12
Coding region: 150-1691 (513 amino acids)
Biological process (GO): tRNA processing
Molecular function (GO): flavin adenine dinucleotide binding; tRNA dihydrouridine synthase activity
Source: RefSeq, a predicted model, not a curated record